Messenger RNA from Aethalodelphis obliquidens (Pacific white-sided dolphin), 2918 nucleotides. RefSeq names its product DEAD-box helicase 4 (gene DDX4). The coding region runs from base 120 to 2309 and encodes 729 amino acids. Gene Ontology annotation, molecular function: ATP binding; nucleic acid binding; RNA helicase activity. The transcript has 22 exons. The record is from RefSeq and is a predicted model, not a curated record. NCBI's taxonomy places the organism in Eukaryota, Metazoa, Chordata, Mammalia, Artiodactyla, Delphinidae.
UUUGUUGUUGGAGGGGCGCGCCUGACGCAGCCUGCGUCCUGCACGUGCAGCCGUUUACGCGGCGUCAGCGCCUGCGAGAACUCUGGGAGAGCAAGCAGCGGAGAGAACUGGAAGCCACCAUGGGAGAUGAAGAUUGGGAAGCAGAAAUAAUCAAACCUCGUAUGUCUUCCUAUGUUCCUGUAUUUGAGAAGGAUAGGUAUUCUUCUGGAGCAAAUGGAGACACUUUUAACAGGACUCUGGCUUCAUUGUCAGAAAUGGAUGAUGGAUCUUCUCGAAGAGAUCAUUUCAUGAGAAGCAGAUUUGCCGCUGGGAGGAGUUUGGGAAACAGGGAUCCUGGCGAGUCUAAUACAAGAGAGAAUACAUCCACAGUGGGUGGCUUUAGAGUUGGAAGGAGUUUUGGAAACAGAGGUUUUUCAAAUAACAAGUUUGAAGAAGGUGAUAGCUCUGGUUUCUGGAGAGAGUCUAAUAAUGACCGUGAAGAUAAUCAAACACGGAACAGAGGGUUUUCCAAGAGAGGCGGCUGUCAAGAUGGAAAUGAUUCAGAAGCUUCAGGGUCAUCCAGAAGAGGUGGAAGAGGUAGUUUCCGAGGUUGCUGUGGAGGGUUUGUUCUAGGAAGUCCAAAUAGCAAAUAUGAACAAGAUGAGGGGACCCAGUGCACUGGUGGCAUUUUUGGCUCUAGAAGAUCAGCAUUAACUGGUGUAGGUAAGGGUGACACUUAUCAAAGCAGAAGUGGUAGUGGAAGUGGACGAGGUGGUUACAAAGGUUUAAAUGAAGAAGUAAUUACAGGCUCUGGAAAGAAUUCUUGGAAGUCAGAAGCUAAAGGAGGAGAAAGUGGUGACACUCAAGGACCAAAAGUGACCUACAUACCACCUCCUCCACCUGAGGAUGAGAACUCCAUCUUUGCACAUUAUCAGACAGGCAUAAACUUUGACAAAUAUGAUGCUAUGCUUGUAGAAGUAUCUGGACAUGAUGUACCACCAGCAAUUCUGACUUUUGAAGAAGCUAAUCUUUGUCAGACACUGAAUAGCAACAUUGCUAAAGCUGGUUAUACUAAGCUUACUCCUGUGCAAAAAUACAGUAUUCCUAUUAUACUAGGAGGAAGAGAUUUGAUGGCUUGUGCUCAGACAGGGUCUGGAAAGACUGCAGCUUUUCUCUUGCCAAUUUUGGCUCAUAUGAUGCGUGAUGGAGUAACUGCCAGUCGUUUUAAAGAGCUGCAGGAACCAGAGUGUAUUAUUGUCGCACCAACCCGAGAAUUGAUCAGUCAGAUCUAUUUGGAAGCCAGAAAAUUUUCUUUUGGGACUUGUGUAAGAGCUGUUGCUAUAUAUGGGGGAACCCAGUUGGGGCAUUCCAUUCGACAAAUAGUACAAGGCUGUAAUAUAUUAUGUGCUACUCCUGGGAGACUGAUGGAUAUCAUACGUAAAGAAAAGAUUGGUCUCAGACAAGUCAAAUAUAUAGUUUUGGAUGAAGCUGAUCGCAUGCUGGAUAUGGGUUUUGGACCAGAAAUGAAGAAGUUAAUUUCCUGCCCAGGAAUGCCAUCAAAGGAACAGCGUCAGACCCUUAUGUUUAGCGCAACUUUUCCAGAAGAAAUUCAAAGGUUGGCUGGGGAGUUUUUAAAGUCGAAUUAUUUGUUUGUUGCUGUUGGACAAGUGGGUGGAGCAUGUAGAGAUGUUCAGCAGACCAUUCUCCAAGUUGGCCAGUACUCAAAAAGAGAAAAACUUGUCGAAAUUCUACGAAACAUAGGAGAUGAAAGAACUAUGGUCUUUGUUGAAACGAAGAAAAAAGCAGAUUUUAUUGCCACUUUUCUUUGUCAAGAAAAAAUAUCAACAACAAGUAUUCAUGGUGAUCGAGAACAGAGAGAGAGAGAACAAGCCCUUGGAGAUUUCCGCUGUGGAAAGUGCCUAGCUCUUGUUGCUACUUCAGUAGCUGCCCGAGGGCUGGAUAUUGAAAAUGUUCAGCAUGUUAUCAAUUUUGAUCUCCCUUCUACCAUUGAUGAAUAUGUUCAUCGAAUUGGGCGUACUGGUCGUUGUGGAAAUACUGGCAGAGCUAUUUCCUUUUUUGAUCCUGAAUCUGAUGGCCAUUUAGCACAGCCUCUAGUGAAAGUACUGUCAGAUGCUCAACAGGAUGUUCCUGCAUGGUUGGAAGAAAUUGCCUUUAGUAUAUAUGUUACUGGCUUCAGUGGUAGUACAAGAGGAAAUAUGUUUGUAUCAAUUGAUACUAGAAAGAAUUACCAGGGCAAGAGCUCUUUGAACACAGCACGGUUUUCUUCUUCACAAGCUCCUAAUCCAGUAGAUGAUGAGUCAUGGGAUUAAAGCUAAAACAACCUUCAAGUUUGUGGUACAGUUUUGAUGCGGAGAUGAAAAUAGUUUUGAUUUUUGAUUUUUUUAAUAGAAGUAUGAAACCUGACACUCUUGUUUCUCCUGUCUUCUGUUCUUACUCCCACCCUUAAAAAGACAUCCUUGUUGACUAGUUAUGUGAAAUGCUGAAAGUUACAACGUUGCAGUUACUGAUACAAAUGGUGUUAACUGGAAAGAUUAAAGCAUUCUAAAUGUCUUGCUUAUUUUUAUUGUAUUCUUCAGGGGUUUUAGACAUAUUUUAUGUCUAAAUGCCAUGUCUUAGUAUAGUGUUUAUUGAUCCUAUAACAAACAGGACGAACGAUACACUUUUGGUUAAAAAUUAUUGGGUCCUAUUUUUACUUAAAAGGAGCCUUUAAACAGUAGUGAGUCACUGAAAUAUAAUGACAUGAUUUUCAUGACAAAUAGACAAGCUUUUAAAAGUAAUUUUGAUUUUAUAUCAUCAGAUAUAUGAUGAACAUAGUUAAAUGUUUGCAAUGUGAGCUCUGUACUCAAUGAUACAACUGUUUGUAGUUAUACUAUAUAGACAUUCCUUGAAAAUAAAGGAUGAAACUCUUUUCCCCCUAA